Messenger RNA from Rhododendron vialii, 3536 nucleotides. Its product is annotated as serine/threonine-protein phosphatase BSL1. Gene Ontology annotation, molecular function: phosphoprotein phosphatase activity; protein binding. The record is from RefSeq and is a predicted model, not a curated record. Gene Ontology annotation, biological process: brassinosteroid mediated signaling pathway. The coding region runs from base 354 to 2999 and encodes 881 amino acids. The transcript has 21 exons. NCBI's taxonomy places the organism in Eukaryota, Viridiplantae, Streptophyta, Magnoliopsida, Ericales, Ericaceae.
UCCAAAAAGAGGUUGCAAUUUGCAAAUACAGCUAUUACUGGACGUGAAAAAUUCCUCCUUGUCGAUCCUUUCCUCAAUCCCGAUUUCCAUAAAAACCACUCUCUCUCGGCGGCUUUACACCGCCUGAUCGUUGACGUUCGUACUCGUGCAAUCGGCCUCCACUAAAUCACAAUGAAGUCCAGAUAGAGAGAGAGAGAGGUCCGGUUUCGGUAGUGUGGGAGAGCCCACCACAAAGGGAAUGGGUGGUGAUUGCUUGGAUCUUCCCUAUUAGAGUUCCUUUUGCUUCCCUUUUAUCUGUUCACUGCUUUGGACUUGAAAUUGGCGAAUUUGUUGUUGUUGCUGCUUUGGACUAGAUGGGCUCGAAGCCGUUCUUCUAUCCGGCUCCGACCUAUCGCUCUCUGGAGACUUUUUGGGACACCGACGACGACGCCCCUGGCCCACGCUGCGCCCACACCCUCACCGCCGUCGCCGCCACCAAAACCCACGGCCCCCGCCUCAUCCUCUUCGGCGGCGCCACCGCCAUCGAGGGCGGCGCCUCCUCCUCCGCUCCCGGCAUCCGGUUAGCUGGGGUGACGAAUUCCAUUCACUCCUAUGACGUCCUCACCAGAAAAUGGACCAGACUGCGACCUGCCGGUGACCCGCCUUCUCCUAGGGCAGCGCUCGCCGCAGCUGCAGUUGGGACUAUGGUGGUGUUUCAGGGCGGGAUAGGGCCUGCUGGGCAUUCAACAGAUGACCUUUACGUGCUUGACUUGACUAAUGACAAAUUCAAGUGGCAUAGAGUUGUUGUUCAAGGACAGGGUCCUGGGCCUCGAUAUGGCCAUGUAAUGGACUUGGUUGCUCAAAGAUACCUUGUUACUGUUAGCGGGAACGACGGAAAAAGAGCGUUGUCGGAUGCUUGGGCUCUGGAUACUGCUCAGAAGCCCUAUGCCUGGCAGAGGCUUAAUCCAGAAGGAGAUAGACCUUCUGCUAGAAUGUACGCCACAGCCAGUGCCCGGUCAGAUGGCAUGUUUUUGCUGUGUGGGGGAAGAGAUAUUUCAGGCGCACCAUUGGCAGAUGCUUACGGGCUGCUCAUGCAUAGGAACGGUCAGUGGGAGUGGACUCUUGCACCCGGGGUGUCUCCUUCACCAAGAUAUCAACAUGCUGCGGUCUUUGUUGGGGCUAGAUUGCAUGUUACAGGAGGUGCUCUUAGAGGAGGACGGUCAGUUGAAGGCGAAGCAGCUAUUGCAGUAUUGGACACUGCUGCUGGAGUUUGGUUGGAUAGAAAUGGGCUGGUGACUUCCUCACGAACAAGCAAGGGGCACACUGAUAAUGAUCCUUCUGUGGAGCUUAUGCGUCGUUGUCGGCAUGCAGCUGCGUCUGUUGGGGUUCGGGUGUACAUUUAUGGUGGUCUCAAAGGAGAUAUUCUGUUAGAUGAUUGCCUGGUGGCAGAAAACUCGCCUUUACAAUCCGACAUUAAUUCUCCUGUAUUAACAUCUGAUAGGGCUUCAACAAGUCCCAGGGCAAACCAUUCGUACACUCCAACAUCAUUUUUAGAUGGCUUUCCUGACAGUCCCACCUCCAGUGGCACAAGCAUGGACAAGAACUCUAUGGAGAAACUUGCUGAGGCUUCUGCUGCUGAGGCUGAGGCUGCUAGUGCUGUAUGGCAAGCUGUUCAGGCAGCAUCCGCCUCUCCUGCGGAAGAAACAUCUGUAUCAGAUGGCAACUCACAAGCGGCAGAGACAACAUCAGAGGGCAGUGACAUUGAGGCAGAUGUUCGGCUGCACCCCAGAGCUGUUGUAAUUGCUAAAGAGGCGGGGGGGAACCUGGGUUUGAUGGUGAGGCAGUUAUCCUUGGAGCAUUUUGAAAAUGAGAGCAGACGAAUGGUUCCCAUGCAUAAUGACCAGUCGUAUCCUGCGAAAAAGAUCACCAGGCAGAGGUCUCCUCAGGGUUUGCAUAAGAAGAUUAUUUCUAAUCUGCUUAGGCCUCGGAAUUGGAAAGCUCCUGGUAACAGGAGGUUUUUUCUGGAUUCUUAUGAAGUGGGUGAGCUUUGCUAUACUGCUGAACAGAUCUUUAUGCAUGAGCCAACAGUUCUCCAAUUAAAAGCUCCUGUCAAAGUGUUUGGUGAUCUCCAUGGACAAUUUGGUGACUUAAUGCGGCUAUUUGAUGAGUAUGGAUUUCCUUCCACUGCAGGGGACAUAACGUAUAUUGACUAUUUGUUUCUUGGUGAUUAUGUUGAUCGAGGACAGCAUAGCUUGGAGACUAUCACCUUGCUCCUUGCACUGAAGAUCGAGUAUCCCGAGAAUGUUCAUUUGAUACGUGGGAAUCACGAGGCUGCUGACAUAAAUGCACUCUUUGGAUUUCGUCUGGAAUGCAUUGAGAGAAUGGGUGAGAACGAUGGCAUCUGGGCAUGGACACGAUUCAAUCAACUUUUUAAUUAUCUUCCGCUGGCUGCACUCAUUGAGAAAAAGAUUAUCUGUAUGCAUGGUGGCAUAGGAAGGUCCAUACAUUCAGUAGAACAGAUAGAGAAACUUGAAAGACCCAUAACGAUGGAUGCUGGUUCUAUUAUCUUAAUGGAUCUUCUAUGGUCCGAUCCCACUGAAAAUGACAGUGUUGAGGGUUUGAGACCAAAUGCUAGAGGUCCGGGACUCGUAACUUUCGGGCCUGAUCGAGUGACAGAUUUUUGUAAGAAGAACAAGUUGCAGCUCAUUAUAAGAGCUCAUGAAUGCGUUAUGGACGGAUUUGAACGGUUUGCUCAGGGGCAGUUGAUCACACUUUUUUCUGCAACAAACUAUUGUGGGACGGCCAACAAUGCUGGAGCAAUAUUGGUAGUUGGCAGAGGGUUAGUUAUCGUUCCAAAAUUGAUUCAUCCCCUGCCACCUCCCCUUCAGUCCCCAGAGACAUCUCCAGAACAUUUCGUAGAUGAUACAUGGAUGCAGGAGCUUAACAUUCAAAGGCCACCAACUCCCACAAGAGGUCGUCCACAGCCGGACCAUGACCGGAACUCACUCGCCUAUAUCUGAUUCCUUUCAAGUGAUGCCUACUUUUUCCAUUUUUACAAUGCCUCAAUACAUGGAGAUCGAAGUUUUUGAGAAGGCAUGGUCACACUCUCGCCUAUAUCUGAUUCCUUUCAUGUGAUGCCUACUUUUUCCAUUUUUACAAUGCCUCAAUACAUGGAGAUCGAAGUUUUUGAGAAGGCAUGGUCACACUCGGUUCUACCUCGAUGAGACAAUCCAACAUCUCGCAUGAUUCAGUUUGCCGUGUUGUAUUUCCAUAGUUACCAGAGUUUUUAUAGGAGUAGGCUUGUCUAGUCUACACACAACUACAUUAUGGUAGACAAUAGCUAGAUUUUGUUGGCAGAUGCGUUGUGACCUCCCAUACUACUUUGUAGUUGUGUUUGUAUAAUUAUUUUGUGGGCAAGGUCGAUUUCUUACGCAAAACCAAUAGAGGUCAGUUUUGGUUAUGUGUUGUGUAUAUGUAUAUUACUGAGAUUAUCUUUUUCAUGAGGGGAUUACUUGUAAUUUUUUAUAUUUUAUUUCGGAAAUGGGCCCUUUCUUUUA